Molecule: messenger RNA, 1398 nt
Organism: Peniophora sp. CBMAI 1063
Lineage: Eukaryota; Fungi; Basidiomycota; Agaricomycetes; Russulales; Peniophoraceae
Source: the annotation of a GenBank genome assembly
AUGAGUGCCGGCACAUUCAACGCUCUGCCAUCAAACCUCAUCCUACGCAUCUUCAAAGACCUUCGCGACUGGGAGGAGUGGCUGCCAGAGCGCGAUGUUCUGGAGUCUGGAAAGAUCCUAUAUCGUUCGGGGUGGAUGAUGGUGACACAUGUGUGUCGGAGGUGGAGAGAGAUCGCGCUGAACGACCCUUCGCUUUGGGCGGAGUCUACGAUUGACGUCCUUAGUAUUCAUCCCAACUACAUUCCUGUCAUCCUUGAGCGCUCUUCUCCUCUUCCUCUGUCUAUUCAAAUUGAAUACGAGGACUCGUUUGAUGACAUUGCUGAGGAUCCCGGUCUGCACGCGUGGCUCUCCCCCGAAGGGCUGCGACGCGUCGAGAGCUUCUCCGUAGAGGGCGAACUUGGUCUACUUGACUUCACACUGCCCCGUCUCCCAGACGACCUGAUCCAUCUCAAGAAACUCUUCUUAUCCGUCAAUGACAUCGAAGAUCCGAUCAUCCUACCCCCGUUCCUCGCAAACCUCUCCCACAUCGAGAUGCUCUGGCUAGAAUCCUGCGCUCUCCCCUGGACCUCCCCAAUCUACUCUCCGAAUCUCACGUACCUCCACUUCCGCGGCACCGGCCACGACCCCCCAAAAUCCUACACCGAGUUUAACGACCUCAUCGCGCGUCUACCGCGCCUCGACACGCUGCAUCUCAUAAACUUCGUACCGGUCCAAUCGCACAGUGACACCGCGCCACAUGAAGGUGUUCUCGCUCUUCCGUCAUGUUUUCGCUGGUUGGAGUUCAUCGUGACUAAGAAACACAUGCUCAGCGAUGGACUCGUUUUUCUAUCUGAUCUUCAUGCCCCUCCUACGUAUACGCGCCAGAUCCAGAUCCUCAAUAUCCCAGACGCACUAUCGAGCACAGCGUCAUUCGAUACCGCCGUUCGGACAAUGCUGCGCCGGUUAUUCGUCACAGACCACCCUAGCCUCGUACCACGAGCUCUCGACAUCCGCGGCGACCUCAUAUCCGUCCAAUCCGGCGAUAUAGAGGCGCAAGACGCUAUGUACAGGCAGAUCUACGAGAUCCCCGCGACCAGAGAGUCGCCGCAGAGUGUGAUCAGCCUACGACCCGAUCACGACGAUUCUGCCGCUCUUCAAUGCAAGAUGCUCGCUUGUCUCCCCCAAACCGCUCUAGAGAGUUUGCGCCGGAUCUCGUUCGCCGCUUCCGCGAUCCGCGCCAUCGACACGCUCGGGCUUUGGACGCAUUUACGCGCCGCCGUCAACGUGCGGCAUGUUGAUAUCGGCUUAGACCCGUUCGAGUUUGCAUCUUCAGAUUGCGCACCGCUGUUACAGCGGUUUGAACAAAGAUUGGCAGUACCGCUAGAGAGAAACAUUUUGAGAAGUGAAAAAUGGAGAUAG